GAGGUCGAGGAGGAUGACGUGGACUACGUGACGACGAUCUCCAGGCUCAGGCGCCAGUCGCUGACGGUGGUCAUCUCGGGUUCGGACCACGAGGUGGCGAUCGCCAGCGGCUCGGGGGGCUUCAUGGGCGACACCUCCGAGCCCGAACUCUUCAUGAGCAACUGCCACAUUGCGGUCCAGAAGUGGGCCCUCGUGGACCAGGCGGCCACUGGCGAGGCGAUGAUGAUCAACUUCGAUGACCGCCUGCCCACGAUAGACGCGAGCCUGGGGUGCUUCAUGGACGACAUCUUCAAAACGCAGCUCGUCCCGCCCACCGCGCGCACGGCCCAGGAGGUAGUGCGGUGCUCUCAGCGGAACGACGCAGGUCUCGACGCUGCACUGGCUGCGCGGCAUUACGGCCAGAACCGAGCGAAGCAGGACGUAGUUGUCUCGUUGGGUUCAAGGCAGCUGGUCCGCCAGACCAUCCAGGCCCUGGCCAGGAAUGGGUGCCGCAGCGGCUACGAGCUCAAGCACCUGGGGGGCUGGUUCAACGCGGUGAACUCCAACGCGACGGAGCUGGCCAUGCGCCUAGCGGCGAUCAACAAGGGCUGGAUGGUGGUGCAGGGCUUCUGGUACUCCUCUGCCCCCAAGCGCGUCAAGCGCCUCAUGUUCAUCAGCCUGGUGUCGGGGGCGGCCUUGCCGGGCACUGCGGCCUACUGCUGGACCGACUCGGAGGCUCGCCACAUUUGCAGUUCUUUGUCACGCAAGUUGAUGUCGAUGAUGGGGGGAACGUCUCAAAUGCAUAACGAUCACGUGAAGGUGAUGACUACUAGAGAAGUCUACAGGUUCUGGAGCCUCGUCCCGUUCAGCCUGGAGGCGCUGGUCCAGCGCCUCCGCAUGUGGCAGGCUAUUGCGCGCAGCCCUCGACAACAUAGCCACGUCCUGGGCGUCUUCUUCGGGGAAAUGAAGUGGGAGCUGACUAGUGAGUACCGAUGCCCACCGACGCUAGUGGAAUCUGGACAGUUCAAUUCCGAUGCUGUUAUUCAUCCUUGGGCGCGUCAGUUGCGACGCGAUCUCGAGGCCCUCUGCGACCACCCAGAGGCGGAGUACUUUUCGCUGGUCUGGGAGAGCCGCUCGAUGAGGGACCUGCUGUGGGACGAGGAGGUGAACGGCCUCUUUGUCUCCCUUGACGUAAGAUGUAUCAUGCACAACACGGCGUACCCCUACGAGUUCACAGAUACGAACGUUCGUGAAUGUGCACUGUGUGGCGCAGAGUUCCCCUCGUACGAGCUGCUCCGUAGUCAUCUCCGCUCACACCUGCCGCCGGCGCAGGUGCGACUGCCCGCGCUGCGUCCGCUCCUGCUGGUGGUGCUGCAGCUCGUGAUGGAGGUCGAGAAGAAGGGCCGCUGGCGCCCGCAGGUGGCGGCCUCCUCGGCCAGCUCGCGGGCUGGUGGAGCGCAGUCCAAGCCCGUCCGCAGCGACAGCCGCAAAAGCCAGAAGGACAGCAAGGGCGCCAGGCUGGCGCGGGGCGACGCGGGCGUGGAGGGCGCCGCAGUGAAGCCGAAGACACGUCGUGGCGGACGGCGCCGCGCGGAGGCCAAGGAGCGCAAGCUCACGACGAAGGGCGCAGGCCUCAAGGACCUCCUCCUGCACCUCUCCAUGCUGGUGUCGCAGCUGGACAAGUCGCCAGUGAUCAAGGCGAUGCAGCAGGAGGGCCAGGACUUCGCGCAGGUGGCGAACCAGAAGCGCGCGGAGGUCAGCAGGCUGAAGGACCAGGCCAAGGCGGCGAAGGACACGGACGGAGCAGCGGCCCGCCAGUUCGACCAGGAGGCCGACAAGAUGAUGGAGGGACUCCGCGGCUUGGGCCCUCCAGCGCCCGCGGUCUUCUGCGCCGUGAUCGAGGCGCUGGCGAACGAGGAGAUCGGCAAGAGGCUCAAAGACGUCCUGGUCGCACUCCUGGCCGAGAUGGAGGAGGCGCCACCCACCUACGUUCGCCUGUGCCGCCUGGAGAGCUGCAAGCAGCCCGACAUGCUGAAGGUGGUGUUCGCGCUGGACCGUGUGGACCUCGAGGUGCAGGUGAUGGAAGCGUUUCGCUCGAUGGGGGUAGUGACGACGGUGGGGGCGGCGCCGAGUGGGUACCUCGAGGACGAGAUCUCGGCCUGGAUCGAC
This is a messenger RNA of Prorocentrum cordatum, 2148 nucleotides long. NCBI's taxonomy places the organism in Eukaryota, Dinophyceae, Prorocentrales, Prorocentraceae. The record is from the annotation of a GenBank genome assembly.